Limanda limanda (common dab) is the source of this 4401-nucleotide messenger RNA. Its product is annotated as protein turtle homolog B-like. The record is from RefSeq and is a predicted model, not a curated record. Gene Ontology annotation, molecular function: protein binding. Bases 1 to 4401 code for a protein of 1466 amino acids. NCBI's taxonomy places the organism in Eukaryota, Metazoa, Chordata, Actinopteri, Pleuronectiformes, Pleuronectidae. Gene Ontology annotation, cellular component: neuron projection. The transcript has 21 exons.
AUGAUUUGGUAUGUGGCCACUUUGAUAGCAAGUGUAUUCAGCACCCGAGGAACGGCCGCUCAAGGUGCCCACGGAGUGCGAGAGGAGCCCCAGUUUGUGACGGCACGUGCAGGAGAGAACGUCAUCCUGGGAUGCGACGUGUCCCACCCCCUGAACGGCCAGCCCUAUGUGGUGGAGUGGUUCAAGUAUGGAAUGCCCAUCCCCUUCUUCAUCAAUUUUCGUUUCUACCCUCCUCACGUGGACCCAGAAUAUGCUGGCCGUGCCACACUGCAUGGCAAGUCCUCCCUGCGGAUAGAGAAUGUGCGUUCAGACGACCAGGGCUGGUACGAGUGUAAGGUGCUGAUGCUGGAGCAGCAGUAUGACACCUUCCACAACGGCAGCUGGGUGCAUCUAACCGUCAAUGCUCCCCCCACAUUCACAGAUACGCCACCUCAGUACGUAGAAGCCAAGGAGGGCGGGAGCAUCACUUUGACCUGCACGGCCUUUGGCAACCCCAAGCCCUCAGUCAGCUGGCUGCGGGAGGGCACUCUCAUGGUCAGCAGUGCCAAGUAUAAGGUGUCUGAUGGAAGUUUGACGGUGCUAUCCAUCACUCGGGAGGAUCGAGGAGCCUACACAUGUCGAGCGUUCAGUCCCCAGGGAGAGGCCAUUCAUACCACACGGCUACUUGUCCAAGGCCCUCCAUUCAUUGUGUCACCGCCAGAGAACAUCACAGUGAACAUCUCGCAGGAUGCCUUCUUCACCUGCCAGGCAGAAGCCUACCCCCGCAACCUGACCUACACGUGGUUCUGGGAGGAGGACAACGUCUUCUUCAAGAAUGACUUAAAACGCAGAGUCAGUAUUCUCAUCGACGGCUCCCUCAUCAUCGCCCAAGUCAAGCCAGAGGAUAAUGGGAAAUACACCUGUGCACCGAGCAACAGCCUGGGCCGACCACCGACUGCCUCUGCUUACUUAACAGUGCAAUAUCCUGCCCGCGUGGUAAACAUGCCAUCCGUCAUCUAUGUUGCCAUUGGUUUGCCAGGCUUCAUCCGCUGUCCUGUAGAUGCCAAUCCCCCUGUAACUCUAGUUAAGUGGAAGAAAGAUGGCCUCCCUCUCCGGAUAGAUAAGUACCCUGGUUGGAGCCAAAUGGAGGAUGGUAGCAUCCGUGUGGCAGAGGUGACAGAGGACUCUCUCGGCACCUAUACCUGCAUGCCUUACAAUGCCCUGGGAUCCAUGGGAUGGUCCCCUCCUGCUCCCCUGGUGCUAAAGGACCCUCCCAAAUUCUCAGUGGUUCCUGGAGGGGAGUACAGGCAGGAGGCUGGGAGAGAGCUGGUUAUCCCCUGUGAGGCAGAGGGAGACCCCUUUCCCAACAUCACAUGGCGGAAGGUAGGGAAGCCCAGCAAAAGCAAGCACAAUGUUCUGCCCCGUGGCAGCUUACAGUUCAAGUCCCUCACAAAGGAGGACCACGGGGAGUGGGAGUGUGUCGCCACCAACGUUGCCACGAGCAUCACUGCCAGCACGCACGUCCAAGUCAUAGGCACAAGCCCCCACGCCCCCACCAGGGUCCACGUGGUGGCAUCCUCCACCUGGGCCAACGUGUCCUGGGUGGUGGGCUAUGAUGGAGGUUUCCCACAGACAUUCUCAGUCUGGUAUGGCCAUGUGAUGAAGAGGGAGCAUUUAGGUCCACAUGACUGGCUUUCCAUACCCGUGCCUGGAGGCCACGACUGGAUGCUGGUGCCUGGUUUGGAGCCAGAGACAACAUACCAGUUCAGCGUCCUGGCCCAAAACAAGCUCGGUACAGGACCCUUCAGCGAGGUUGUCACUGUGAACACACUAGUAUUUCCUAUAAGUACCCCUGAACCAUUGGUGCUGCUUACCCCACCACGGUGCCUCACAGCCAAUCGCACGCAGCAGGGAGUCCUGCUCACCUGGAUCCCGCCUGCCAACCACACAGCACCUAUCCAGCAUUAUGUCAUGGACUUUCGCCUGGGGGAGAGGUGGGAGGUCUUGGACGACAGCAUUACUGCUGGGGAGACGGAGUUGCUUGCCCGAGACCUCAUCCAGGAGGCGUGGUAUGAGUUCCGUGUCAUGGCCGUCAUGGAUAACAUGAUCAGCGAGCCCAGUAAUGUAGUGGGAGUGUCCAGCACAGACUUCUUCCCUCCUCCAGAGAUGGUGGAGGAGCGUGGACUGGCACGGCCUGUGGUGGCAGGCAUUGUGGCCACCAUAUGUUUCCUAGCAGCAGCUGUCCUGUUCAGUACAAUGGCCGCCUGCUUCGUCAACAAACAGCGCCGGCGGAAGCUCAAGAGGAAAAGAGACCCUCCCCUGUCCAUAACCCAUUGCAGAAAAAGUCUGGAAAUUCAGAGUCCAAUUAGCUUCAUUCCCAGCAUUGAGCCCUACUGGGAGGGGCUGGACGCAAGCAGGUACAGGCCCCAACCUUCCAGUCCUCAGUCGUCUUCAGGAAAGAUGAGCCCUGAGAGCCCUCACUCUAAGGCAUCCCUGUCAGAAUCAUCUGAGGAUAGUCAUGACCAGCGUGGGAAGAAACCACCCCCAAUUCCCGGGAAGAAGGAGGAAUUGUCUUUAUACAUGAAGACCAAAAGAGCAAUAACAAGCAAGAAGUACAGCAUGAAGCAUGAAGCUGAAGCAACAACACCCAUUGAACUCAUCAGUAGAGGCCCAGAUGGACGAUUCGUCAUUGAUCCCAAUGAUGCAGAAAUGUCUGUUAAGCCCAGGCGAAUUGAGGGCUUCCCUUUUGUGGAGGAAUCAGACCUCUAUCCUGAAUUCCGACAGUCAGAUGAAGAGAAUGACGAUCCCAGGCCUCUGCCACCAGUAAUGGCCCCCCUUCGGCCACAUCAGAUUUCCCCCAUCUCCAGUCAGGAAUCCUAUCUGCAACCUCCAGCCUACAGCCCUCGUUUCCACAGGCCCUUCGAAGGUAUGACCAUCAUGGAGAGCAGUCGACUCCAGGCCAGCGGGCAGAUCCGAGGCUCUCUCCAUCAUAGGGCUUUCUACGGCUAUCUCGGCCCUCCUGGGGAUCAUGAGCCCCCACCACCUUUUUACAUGCCUGAUACCAGCCCUCUCAGCUCUGUCAUGUCCUCCCCUCCAUAUCUUGCUGAAGGUCCCUUUGGUCACCCAAUGAUUCCUGAAGAAAUUGGGGAGGGUGAUUUCUCACAAUAUGCUGUGUCUGGUUUCCCACUUCCUCUGACACUCACCACUUCCUCUCGUUCACCGGAAAUUUGGCAGGGGCUGGAUUUCACCUUUGCAAGUCUGGAGGGACCCCAAUUCAUUUUUCCCCCUCAUCACCCUUUGCAACUCCGCCACGAUUCCCCGUACCCUCCUCCACCUCACGUUCUUCCCCUUAGUGCUUUCCAGCCUUCCUCCCUCCCAAUGCCCACUUACCCAGGCGCCCUCCCACUGGUGGCCCCAAGGAGCCACUCAAGAAAGUCUCCCAGUAGGGCCAAGCCUCGUGGCUCCCCAGCCAAGCAUUUAGCUAUGCAAGAGGCACAUUUAGGGCAGCUAAGACACACAAGCCACGGUAUGGGUGUGCCAGUUUUGCCUUACAUCGAUCCAAUGGCCCACAUUAUCCCGAGCACAUUCAGUAGCCUGGACACUCGAUGGUUUGAACCCACCCCUCGUUUUAGUCCCAGACAGGCUCGUAGGAUGGAUUCUGGCAUGCAUCAGGUGGUUCUCCAGCCCUCUCGACUCUCACCACUUACACAAAGCCCAUUUAGCUCUCAUGAGGGCUCCCCAGAGAUUGUAGUCCGUCCCAGGCCACGUCCCAACAUUGUCCAACCUCCCAUACCCCCAGUGAUGUCUGAGAUUACCCUCCUCCCUCCUUCCACAGCCAGCUUCUCAAGGAGAUCUUCCCCUUCCUCUUCACCUGCCCAAGGCCAGGGUAGCAGGAGGGCAAGCCCCAGCUACCGUUCUCACAUGGCCUUUGCCACCUCUGCAACCAGCUACCCACCUUCCCAGUCCCCGUCACCCCCUAUGGAAAGCAGCAACAUGUUUGGGCAGAUGCCAUCUCAUAGGAGGACUGAGGAGGAGAUUCUUCCAUCUGAGCCCUCUCCAUCCCAGUUGUCAGCUUCAGGAAAACGUCGAGGUGCACUGAGAGGCCUUUCGGGGUCUGAGAGGGUUGAUGCACUGAGAUACCAACGUAUUAGAAAGACUAAAAAGAUGACAAUGAACAACAAUAACUCCAAGAGCAGAAAAAAAGAAGGUGUCUCCACCUCUCAGACCCAGCAGGCCUACACCUCUCAGGUACUCCAGCCCGAAGAAGCUCUCUACCUCCGCAAGAAGAGGAAACGGCCCAUCUUCCAUGACCCAUACACUCGCUUUUCUGCUCUGCUGUACCGCCGCCCAACACGGGAGGACCAGAAGGCUAUUUUGGCUAGCAUGGACAACAUAGACCUAGACCAUGCCACUCUCCUCUGA